UAGUGUUUUUUUUUUAAUCCGGGAGAAAUUAAACGGCACCGACGGAGCAAAAGUGACAGUCCAUAUGAGUCCACGCAAUUAUAUGAAAUUUCAAGCGCAAUUUACUAAUAUAAUAUAUUAAUGUACCGUGGUCCGUUUGCAUGACUUCACACCAACAAAAAGCAAGUAGCAUCUUAUAGAGGGCAAAAAGUGGCCCACACUGUAUAUAAAUAUUGGUCUUUGCUUCAAAAAUUACUUAACCUCACUUCCUCAGCUGAUAACGUUGACAGACUGUGGUGACAGUAGAGUAGCAUAAAUAAACCAUUUCGUCUGUCACAGAAGAUAGUAUUUACUUCUGUUUAAAUUUACAAUUAAAUUAAGACUAUAGUAGUGUUUUUAACUCCGAAAACUAUGUCUCAACCACCAACCAGAAGUCUGAUUGCAAACAUUUUUCGCAAUUUCAUAAACUCUCUAAAGCCUCGACAAAUUAGGGGUACAUUUAUGGGUUCCGAUUACUUUGGUAACAAGUAUUAUGAAAUACCUCCAAACCCGUCGAUCGGUAAACGGAAAGCAUCUCGAUGGUUUGUGCCGCCAAACAAGGAGGAUUUCGAUCAAGAAAUGACAGCCGAGUGGGAAGCCUGGUUGAGGUUUAGAAGGACGGAGGCUCCGACCGAAGAAGAAUUAGUUAGAAAUUUAUCCAUAAUGGAGAUGAAAAAGAAAAAUGCUCUUGAAGUAGAAAAGAAAGCCGGAAAACCUACACCGUUGUUGAAAGGAAUGGAAACAUUUCCCAAACGUGAAGAGUAUGAAGUACUUCCCGGGAAACCACAGCAAAAACCUGAUUAGUCCUCUAAUAAUAGUUGUAAACAUUAUUUGUAAAUAAAGUAUAGAUGCUUUUUUUGCU
Messenger RNA from Photinus pyralis (common eastern firefly), 880 nucleotides. Its product is annotated as NADH dehydrogenase [ubiquinone] 1 alpha subcomplex assembly factor 2. The transcript has 2 exons. Gene Ontology annotation, biological process: mitochondrial respiratory chain complex I assembly. NCBI's taxonomy places the organism in Eukaryota, Metazoa, Arthropoda, Insecta, Coleoptera, Lampyridae. The record is from RefSeq and is a predicted model, not a curated record. Gene Ontology annotation, cellular component: membrane. The coding region runs from base 391 to 822 and encodes 143 amino acids.